Messenger RNA from Drosophila ficusphila, 1244 nucleotides. Its product is annotated as voltage-dependent anion-selective channel-like. Gene Ontology annotation, biological process: monoatomic anion transmembrane transport. Gene Ontology annotation, molecular function: voltage-gated monoatomic anion channel activity. Lineage: Eukaryota; Metazoa; Arthropoda; Insecta; Diptera; Drosophilidae. Gene Ontology annotation, cellular component: mitochondrial outer membrane. The transcript has 4 exons. The record is from RefSeq and is a predicted model, not a curated record. Bases 1 to 1191 code for a protein of 396 amino acids.
AUGUGCACAGGGCCGGUUAGGGACUUUAUACGCAACUUGUGCAAGUGUAACAAACGAAAACGUGAAAGAAAUGAAAGAGGUGAAAGAAAUGAAAAAGGUGAAAAAAGUGAAAGAGGUGAAAGAGAUGAAAGAUCUGAAAGAGGUGAAAGAGCUGGAAGAUAUGAAAGAGACGAAAGAGGUGACAGAGCUGGAAGAGAUGAAAGAGGUGAAAGAAAUGAAAGAGCUCAAAGAAAUAAAAGGGGUGAUAGAGAUAAAAAAGCUGAUAAAGGUGAAAGAGGUGAUAAAACAACUGAGGAAAAUGCCGAGAAGGAUCUGGAGUUCCUGCCCCCGUCGCCGGUGGAGGGUGAAAUGGCCUCCUACUUCCAUGUGGGAUUCCUGGCCAAGAUGUGCCUUAUCCACGGCUACGACCACGGCGUUUGGAAGCUGCAGACCACUUCGAAGACGGAGAACGACUUCUACCUGACCAGUUUUGGCGAGGGUUACCCGACGUGGAACUCGAUCUACGGAGGACUGGAGGCCUACCAGGAGAAGGGAAACUAUCACGCAUCCCUAGCCUGGCUGACUGACCGUUCUUUGUUGUCCGAUCUCGGGGCUCGUGGUGAAGCUUUGGGAGGAAUAUGGUCCUCCAUUCUAAAGACCAACCUAACCACGAGUGACGGAUGUGAGUGUCAGUGCAAGCUGAAGUGCGGCUUUGAACGCAAUCCGGGAAAAGUGGAGCUAUUCGUUCCAAUUUAUAGGGAACCCUUGUUGAUGGGCUACAUUCUUAUAGAGCCAGCCACAAAUUAUUUGCUAGGUUACCGCACAGUAUUCAACGUGGAGGAUAGAAAAUUCGAAAUGCACGCCUUUUGUGCGGGCUUCAGCAAUAAUUCAACGGAAGUGGGAAUUAAACUGGAGAAUUUCGAGCAUCUCCGAGGAUCAAUAUUCCAGCGCAUUGGAGAGAAGUGGGCCUUGGCUUUGAAGACUAACCUUUAUGGAAACGUGAAUGCUAGGCAUUUAUCAUUUGGAGGACAAUACGAAUGGAAGCCUGGUACCUUACUUAAAGCAAAAUUGAGAGGCAAUUCUCGUAUUGCGUUUUCUUUCCAACGGAGAAUCCGUAAAGAUAUUGCAGUUUUGUUUCACGUUGGCUUCGAUGGAAACAAUCCCAUUAAUGGAAAGCACUCAAUCGGCACUUCCUGGUAUUUCAAUGAAUAGAAUUGAAAUAAUCAUUGGUUUUUAAUUAAAUACAGACUAUAUUUUAAUCAAAA